This is a messenger RNA of Ectocarpus sp. CCAP 1310/34, 1109 nucleotides long. The record is from the annotation of a GenBank genome assembly. NCBI's taxonomy places the organism in Eukaryota, Phaeophyceae, Ectocarpales, Ectocarpaceae.
UUUCCCGCUCCCCUGAAGGCUGUUCUCGAGGACCCCAGCAUCAUCAAGGCUGGUGUUGCCAUCAACACGGAUGCCACGCAUAUGCUCAACGACUAUGGCGUGCAAAUGGCGAGCACGGUGGACCUGCGUGUCCUUUCCGUUUCCAAGUUGGUGGUGACAUCGUCUCGAACACUCGCCGGCUUGACGGCGUGCCUCCUGGGGAGGCAGCUGCCGAAGGAUACCGUCCGAUGCUCCCGUCGGGGAAGCGCUCAACUCUCCGAUGAACAGCGAGACUACGCCAUCAGGGACGCCGUGGCCUCGGCACUCUUGUACGAGGCCAUCCACAAGAACAAGGACCCGAUCACGUCCGUGCCUUCUUCACCGUUCGACCCGGCUAUCGGCUUGAAGGUGCGCCUCUACAACGCCAGCCAUUCCGCCUGCGUGGCGGUCGGUCACGUGGUGUCCGAUGCCACCGCGGAGGCCGCCCUUCGUCACUGGCAAAGUUCUGCCAAGCUACAAGGUCUUUCCGGGAGCAGGCAACGGGCAUGACGUGGUUGUAGGGGGCUCCGGGGCAGGAGGUAACUCGGUAGAGGGGUCGCCGAUCUUGGCUGGGCCUGGGGCGGGGGCGGCGGGGGCGGCGCGGGCGGCGUUGCCGCAGUUCAGGGCCUGCACCGAAUGCGGACACCACAAGGGUGCAUACCCUGCUGAACACCCUGGGAAUCGCCGUGGACAUAAGGCGAAAGGUUCAGCGCCCCAGCCCAACGUUGAACCGACAAAAAAUGUUUAAAGGACCAGAGCUUGCGGCGUCCAGAGUCGGACAAAGUCUGGAACCCUAAGCAAAGAAAGAGGACGUUUCUGCCCUGCCCGUGCGAUGUAUGCAAGGGCUCAUACGCACACGUGGAGGAUGGUGAUAGUUAGCCUGUACUGCCGGGUCGAGAAGGGCUGGACACAUGUAAAAAAAAGUAAAUAUUUGCCUACCGGUUCGAGAGGCCGUUCGGCUAGUUAAGAGUGCACUAGUUGGACGGUAGUCGCCCAGAAUUCGGAUGGUAAAGGAAACUAACAAACGGCCCACGAUUGAGACAUCAGAUACAUCACGGCUGCCCAGGCGAUGUGUGCGUGUGUGUGUGUUU